Fomitopsis serialis is the source of this 824-nucleotide messenger RNA. RefSeq lists its product as uncharacterized. The record is from RefSeq and is a predicted model, not a curated record. The coding region runs from base 305 to 703 and encodes 132 amino acids. NCBI's taxonomy places the organism in Eukaryota, Fungi, Basidiomycota, Agaricomycetes, Polyporales, Fomitopsidaceae. The transcript is spliced from 2 exons.
AAGUAGCUAUAUGCGCACCGGGGUAUAAAACAGCACGGACAGACGGCCCGUUCACCCUCGCCCAAACUCGCAAGCUCGGUCACUCACCAUACGUGCACAUCCGCGAUGGCUAGACGCGUCGUUCUCGUCUGUCCAGUCGACUCGUCUCGCCGAAAGCCUCGUUAUUCCUCCACACUCUCCGAGAGGAGGGGGCUCUUGCGCUCCGUCCUUACCGAAGGGCUGCGUAUGUGCGAGUCCCUGCCAAUUCGUUUGCGCGACUGACCUGCGUGUCUCCAGGAAGAUCACGAAGAAUCCCCGCGUGCGUAUGCGCUACAACGAGCACGACUUUUGGGAGCACGUCGUGCGCCGGCUCCACUACAAACUCGUCGGCUGGCCGCCGUCGACUCCCUUCACGAACCUGAGCAAUCUCAAGGGCGGUCGCCGUCCCGUCGAGGAGCUGCUCCAGCUCUGGAGCAAGGGGACCCUCACCUUCAUGCACCGGGCCUGCCGGUGCGACCUCAAGAGCCACAGAAACCCGCUGACGGCGUCCGGGAAGCCGCGCCGUUGCCGCCACCGAGGCGCAAUCACGCCGCUCUAUGUUCACGAAGCCGUCGAUGCGCGCAUGGACACCGAGAUCGAGGAAGUUGAGGCGGAGGCGGGCGGCAGACGGGUAGCGCAGGGUGAGCUUGCGGAGGACCCUAUCGGUGAUGCAGACGGCUGGUAGUAGAUUCCGUCGCGUACAUCAGAAUUGAUUGUGAUUUGUCGAAGACGUGCAAGCGGGAGGACGGCGGCAGAGCGAGACAGAAUUGCCCGCAAGUGACGGUCAGAGCGAAGCCUCUGGCGCC